Messenger RNA from Leptopilina heterotoma, 1173 nucleotides. Its product is annotated as piggyBac transposable element-derived protein 4-like. NCBI's taxonomy places the organism in Eukaryota, Metazoa, Arthropoda, Insecta, Hymenoptera, Figitidae. The record is from RefSeq and is a predicted model, not a curated record. The transcript has 2 exons. The coding region runs from base 1 to 1173 and encodes 390 amino acids.
AUGAAUGAUUUUAAUGUUUCUGAUUUCGAAAAUGCUGAUACAGAUAGCGAUGAAGAUUUUACUCUUCAGUACAAUAGUUCUGAAAAAGAAGCAGAAUCAAACGACAAAUUGCGCAAAAUUCGUCCUCUUUUUGAAACAAUAAUUGAAAAAUUUAAGGAAGCUUAUAGACCCGGAGAAAAGGUAAGUAUUGAUGAGUCAUUGUUGAAGUUUAAAGGUCGACUAUCCUUUAAACAAUGCAUUUUGAGUAAACGAUCUCGUUUUGGAAUCAAAAUUUACAAAUGUUGCGAUUCGGAUAACGGCUACAUAUAUAAUGCCUCGAUUUAUUUAGGCAAAAAUCCUAACGAAAAAAAUAAAUUGAUUGGAGUUUCCGGCAUGGUAGUGGUAAAUUUAUUUGAUGAUUUGAGUGGUCAAGGCCGAACCUUAUUUGUAGAUAAUUGGUACAGUUCCCCAUCACUGUUUGUGUACCUUAAUGGGAAAAAGAAUAAUGUUGUUGGUACUGUUCGCACAAAUCGAAAACACAUGCCAGAUACGAAGGGUUUAAAGUUGAAUAAGCUUCCACGCAAUUCCACUAUAACUUUUCAUUCGGACACUCUAUUGGUAGUUUUCUGGAAAGAUAAGAAAGUGGUUUCAAUGUUAAGUACGAUUCCUGGAAUAAACUUCAUUGAGACAGCAAAAAUUGACUACAAAACGGGUUUAACAAUUAAGAAACCAGAGGUUGUCGUAACCUACAACAAAAACAUGGGAGGAGUUGAUAGGUGCGACCAGAUAAUAAAGCCCUACGAAAUCCAAAGAAAACACUACCGCUGGUACCAGAGAGUUGCUGACAAUUUGUUGGAUAUGGCAAUUUAUAAUUCGAAUAUUAUAUACAAUAUUUUACAUGAGGUAAAAAUGAGCCAUUGUGAAUUCAGAAUGCAACUUGUCAGAGAACUGCUGCAAAAAUAUGGAAGCGAUUCAAAUGUAAAUUAUGGUGAUGAUGAUGAUGGUGAGGAAAGCAAAAAUGAUUCAAGUGUUGCAAAUACUCACAAGCUGAUUAAAAUCCCCACGGAAAAUGAGCGUAAACGCAAACGUUUGAGAUGCCAAAAGUGCUCAGAUAAAAAAAAUCGAACAGAUACUACUUGGAUUUGCAAUUUAUGUAAAAUUCCACUUUGUAAAAAUUGUUUCGAUAGCUGUUAA